Messenger RNA from Symbiodinium sp. CCMP2456, 411 nucleotides. Lineage: Eukaryota; Dinophyceae; Suessiales; Symbiodiniaceae. The record is from the annotation of a GenBank genome assembly.
AUGUGGGACCUGGAGGACAUGGACGGCAUCAUGCGCUGCAUCAUGUGGCCCGAGCAGUUCGCCCAGUUCGGGCACUUGGUGACGGGCGACGCGAUCGUCGGCAUCCGCGGCGCCGUCGACCGCCGCCCCGGCGCUGAGGAGGUGAACCUGAUCGUCAACGAGCUGAUGCCGAUCGAAGAACUCUCGGAGCGUUACACCAGCGGCGUGGUGAUCAGCCUCCGCGAAGCGGACGGAGUCGAACGCCUCGAAUCGCUACGAGAAAUCCUCCGCGGCUAUCCCGGCGCCAAGUCGCUCAAGCUCGCCCUAGCGCUCGAAGACGGCCCCGGCGCCUUCCGCCUCACUGGCGGCGCGCCGCCGCCGAAGGCGCCUACGCCGAAGAAAUGGGGCAAGCGCGAACCCGCGCGAGCCUAG